ACCUUUGUCCGGAGGUUGACCAGCGAAACCAGCGCCGGGCUGCAUUCUAUCCCCCACUCAAAACCUCCCGAGCUUUGGGCCCCAAGCGAAGUCCGUCAUCAUUGCUCAAUCGACGUGGAAAGAAAAGGUGGCAAGCAGACUGAGAAGGGGAAGAGGGAGAGACGCAAAAAGAUUCCCGAGAAGCUACGAGCCUAUUCGUUCGACAGACGAACUGGACGGUUCGCAGCUGUGUACAGAUCCCUGCUUGCUAGCAGAGUGAUGGUAUACUUGGAUUCCGCUUGUGGACUCAAAGUCUUACAUCGCAUCGCGUCGCAUCGUUUCUCGCUCCACGCAUUCGCACACGCGGCCGGUACACGUUCGGCCGCAGAACCAAGAGAACGUGACCAGCCGAGUUCUGGUCCGCAGGCAGAGAAAGAGUGAGAGACAGGGAGUGUGUGUGAGUAGGUGAGAGAGCUGCACUGCAGUCGGCGCUUCACGACACCCACCCACACAAGCGACGGACGACGGACAACUCCAACUACAGAACAGAGUAGAGCAGAGCCAAGCCAGCAAAGCGCAUUCCAAUCACAGUCGGAGCGUGCCGUUGCAGAGGUACCUCGACCUAACCCAACGGGUGGAAAGUCAGGUACGAAGUACCUCUACCGCAUAAGCGUUUGAGGCAUAUUUACAGGUACCAGUCUACCUCACACUCACCAACCCAAAGGCGCCGGUCGACAGAUCCAUCCUCAAACGUGCACAGCCUUGUGGGAACCAGCUAGAUUGGGCCGCCUGAGUGGAUCCUCUCAACCAACCACAGCACCUGUCAACCACCUUUUUUCUCACUCACUCCUCCUCUUUCCUUCCCUUUCCCCCUCCAGUGUCCACUCCCCCCUCCCUCUUGAGUCACAGACCCCAAUUCCAUAUCCUGGUAUCGGUCUGUCUGUCCGGUCCACACGUCCCUCCAGUGUGUUCUCUCGCUUCCCCAUCUCAACUCCUCUUUCCCGCACACUGUAGCAGCACCACAUUACAUACCAUCCAUUACCGCUCGCCGCCACUCUCUGCAGCAACCUCUCCCUCUCUCCCCAAACGUCCCCUUCCAAAAAGCUGCCGACAAUCGCGUCCCAACGAGGCCUUUCUCUGUGUCGGCGCACUUGCUCGUCGUCGCUCUUACCCAGUCGUCUUCGUCUGAACUCGAUUACACUUGCGCAGACGUGUUCGCAGCAGCGAAUAAUACCUCGUCGCACACGACUACCCCCCCGCCACCUCCAGUCGGGUGCCGUCAGCUCGCGCGUCAGCACAGCCCCAGGGCGGUGCGGUGCCUGAAAGGCUGACUUGUGAACUGCCUCGCCCCGAUUCUAAAGACAGCAACACAACACUACACACAAACACAAACACGACGCCUGUCACCCACUCGCACGCAUACGACAUCCCUCCAUCCCCGAGUGCCGGAUCCCGUUUACAUCAUGGAUCAACACGGCCAACGCGGUCGCUCUCCGUCUGCGGGCCAUCACCAGCCUCAUAUAAGACACCCGUCGCAUUCUCCGUCUCCGAAUCCGUUCCAGCCCCAUACCGAAACAGCUUCAAUUGGUCUCGGUCUCGGCUUGGAUCAAUCUGCCACUCAAGCCUUCAACGGAACCACCUCUGCCGACUUCUCCAGCUUCAACAACGGUAACAACUUCCUCAACGGCCAGCAGCCCGGCCAAUCAUCUUACAACCAAUCCGGCGCGACCUUUGCGAACCAGGGCCAGGGCAGCUUCCUCGACCCAAACUUCUCCUCGGGCGACUUCGCCUUGUUCCCCAACGCAGGUCAGGGUGAUCCGCAGUUCAACACCGGUGUCUUCGAACAGAGCCUCAACCCGGACAUGAACAAUAUGGCCAUGCCUCAGAGCCACCACUCUCCCACCCCUCCGCACCUCCUCAACCCGGACCCCCACCAGACGCCCUCCGCCCGCCAGUCUCCCGCCUUCAACCAACACCAGUUCUCGUCGCCGCCGUCGGGCCACUCGAGGCAUGCCUCGCUCGGCCCAGAGGCCGCUCUUCUACCCAACCAGCUGAACGAAUGGAGCCAGCCCCAGUUCCAGCGCCACAGGAGAUCCCCCUCCGAAUACUCGGAUGUUUCGUCGGCCGCCCCGUCUCCGAACCUCGUAAGUGCCGACAGCUUCGAUGGCCUUGACCAACGUCAUUCGCCCAUGCAGCGGCCGUCGGACCCCGGCCUUUACCAGCAGAUUGGCUUCGACAACUUUACCAUCUCGGACCCCGCGCUUGGCAGUCCUAACAUGCAGGCCCGGAGCCCCUCUCACAGUCCGGCCAUCUCCCCGCGCAUCCUUCCUCAGUCAAUGCCUGAGUUGAACCAACCGCCCAACUUUGGUCUCGGGAACCAGAAUGCUGGUUUCGUCGGCGGUAAUGGCUUUGCCGGGCAGGAGGCGUUCCCGACGCUGCAACAACCGGAGAUGCCCCAGGUCGCACCAGCCAUCAACAUCGAGUUCGCACCCACAGCAAGGCAAAAUAACUUUGAGCCUCCCAAGAACCAGAUGGAUCAGGAUUCCCUGACCCCCCCUGAACGAGGCCGUCCUCGAUCUCGACCACGCGCAGUUACGGACCCUUUCAACAAUUCCGGUGGAGGCAUGGCGCGCCAAACGUCGGUGGGUAGCUUGUCGCCUCACUUGGGGUCUGACCUGUCCGGCCGGGACUCGUCACGGUCCCUUUCUCCGCUCGAUCGGGGAGCCACAAGUCCCAGUCGCAGACGGCAGUCGACAUCGGCCGUGCCGAACAACGUGAUUGCGCUUAGGCUGGCGGAUCCCGAGUACCAAAAUUCCCAGGACAAUGGCAACGCGAAACGCGUUCAGAAGCACCCGGCUACAUUUCAGUGCACUCUGUGCCCGAAACGGUUCACCAGAGCCUACAACCUACGAUCGCAUCUACGGACCCACACGGAUGAACGUCCCUUCGUCUGUACGGUCUGUGGAAAGGCUUUCGCACGCCAACACGACCGAAAGAGACACGAGGGGCUGCACUCGGGCGAGAAGAAAUUUGUUUGCAAGGGAGACCUCAAAGCGGGCGGCCAAUGGGGUUGCGGCCGGAGGUUUGCGCGCGCUGAUGCCCUUGGUCGACACUUCCGGUCGGAGGCUGGGCGGAUCUGCAUCAAACCCCUCUUGGACGAAGAAAUGCUCGACAGACAACGUGCUUGGCAGGAGCAACGGAUGCAACAACAAAACAUGCAAAACAUGGCGGCCCAGGGUGCCAUGGGUAUGGAACCAGGCUACCCUAUGGACGCCAGCGGACAGUACAUGUUGCCGGCCGCCCUGCUUGCUCAAUACCCAGCGCUGGCUCAGAUGAACUGGUCAGGGCAGGACGCGAGCAGCGGUCUCGAAGACGACAUAUCAGGUCGGUCGUCUUUCGACGCUAGCGAUUAUGAAGGCGACGACGGGGGUUACGUCAGCGGGCCUGGUACGGGUUUCGGUGAGGGAGGUAUGGGCCAGAACUUUGGCGAAGUUGGUUACGCUAGUGACUACGGUGGUCGGUAACGAUGGACGUGUUGAGUGAAAGUUUUUUUCUUUUCUUUUUUACGUCUUCUUUGUGCGGCCAAUCGCCUGCGACGCAUACUUUUAAGUAUUCGAUUAUUUCUGGGGAACGGGGCGCUUCAUGAACGAGCGUCUUGUUGUAAGGGAACAUUGCUAUCAACGCUCUCAGAAGGCGCUAAGCGGAUGGUCUGGAUACGGGGUUUAGAACGCGUUGCUAUAGAUACCAUUAUGACGAUAUUCACAU
Molecule: messenger RNA, 3744 nt
Organism: Colletotrichum destructivum
Lineage: Eukaryota; Fungi; Ascomycota; Sordariomycetes; Glomerellales; Glomerellaceae
Product: Putative Zinc finger C2H2-type
Exons: 3
Coding region: 1443-3503 (686 amino acids)
Biological process (GO): embryo development; regulation of transcription by RNA polymerase II
Cellular component (GO): nucleus
Molecular function (GO): RNA polymerase II transcription regulatory region sequence-specific DNA binding; DNA-binding transcription factor activity, RNA polymerase II-specific
Source: RefSeq, a predicted model, not a curated record